Messenger RNA from Thermothielavioides terrestris NRRL 8126, 2186 nucleotides. RefSeq lists its product as uncharacterized. Gene Ontology annotation, biological process: endoplasmic reticulum unfolded protein response. Gene Ontology annotation, molecular function: protein binding. The transcript has 2 exons. The record is from RefSeq and is a predicted model, not a curated record. The coding region runs from base 1 to 1842 and encodes 613 amino acids. NCBI's taxonomy places the organism in Eukaryota, Fungi, Ascomycota, Sordariomycetes, Sordariales, Chaetomiaceae.
AUGGCAGAGGAACGAUCCGGCUCUGCGCCGCCGCCAGCUUCGCAGUCGGAGGCCCCCUUAGCAGUCAAUCUCCAGAUCCUGUCGCCCUCGGCCGGCGUGGGCAGCCUGAGGUUUCCCGACCUUCCAGCAUCGACAACAGUGCGACAGCUCAAAGACAAAAUCCGGGAGUCGUUACCGAGGCGGCCCCCGGACGACCACCAGAGGCUAAUCCACCGGGGUCGGCUCCUGGCCCGCGAGACCGAUUCGCUGCUGGAUAUUCUCGGCGAAGAAACCAACCAGCGCGCUGGCGCCAACACCGCCCCGCAUGACGGUGCGAAUACAGCUCAGGGGAGCGCAGGAGACCCAACGGGAGGGGGGAAUAGUCCCGUCGGGCAGUCCUUGCGGACCGUCACACACCAAGGGGUCGGACCAGACGGGCAGCGGUAUAGCUUCAGAAUUACGUUGAACGAGGCCAUUCCUCAGCCUGGCGCUGUCCCUCGAGCUCCGGGGGCCGCCGGACCGCUCUUCGCGACCGAUCUGUACGAUGCAGCCCGCGGAGCCGACGCGAAUCGGGCUCUAGGCGCCAUGAUGAACGCCAUGGACCGGCAUACUGCAGCCGUUCCUCCGGCAAACGUGGCUGCAGAUCUCGCUAAUUUCAACUUCAACGCCCCUAUUCAACCCAUCCAGCCGGGCGUCACGACUCCGAUUUUUCCGGGACCGUCAAGGAAUGCCAGCCGCGCAGCUACUCCUGAUGUCCCGUCAGUCACGUCUGCCAGCCGUGGGAGCGCCGUCGCGCCCGGCAUGCAGCAGCCUCAGGCGCAAACCCAGACCCAAGGCCCACCCGAGGUGUAUAUCCUUUCGUCACCGACCGGCCCGCGGGGGCUGCUUAUACACAGUGCCUUGGAGAUGUACACCACUCCUGCCGCCCGUCCCCUGCCCUGGGUGUCUGGUGUCUACCGGCCAAUAGCUCAGGCCCCGCCAGAAAUCCAUCGACCCGAGCUGCAGAUGCAGCAGGGAGAGGGCCAGGCACACUUGCAGUUCACAGUUCCGCCUGCGCAACAGCACGAGCCGCCCGCUCCCUUGAUUCAGCAGCAACCCCUGCCUCAACCACCCAACGAGCAGCCGCCCGCGAUUCGCCGCCGGCCGGUAGCGGCUCCGGCGCAGCCAGAGCCCGCGCGGCCUGCACCGCAGGUGAAUCAUCCCGGCAACCCGGGGGCUGGAGCCCUGGCAGCGGCGAUAUGGCCGCACAUAUGGCUGAUCGUCCGCCUGGCCGCUUUCACCUGGUGGUUCUCGUACACGAAUCCGUCGUGGGAACGCUGGCUGUCGCUCGCCCUCGCGUUCAUCAUCGUGAUUGCCAUUAACACGGGCAUCUUCAAUGGGAUGGUUAACCAGGCAUUUCACCCAGUCAGGGAGCAGCUGGAGGGUCUGAUCCCGUUCGCGGACCCUGACCGCCAGCAACAGCAGCCCAACCAGCAGGCCAACGGCGGUGUCAACCCGCCUGGCAGGAACGCAGCGACGCCGGACCCGGCACAGACGGCAGCGAGACUGGUUGCGCAGAGGAGAAUGCAGAACCGGAACUGGCUGCGGGAUCAGGUCAGGCGGAUAGAGCGGGCGGGGAUCCUGUUCCUGGCAAGCUUCGCGCCGGGCGUGGCCGAGAGGCACAUCCAGCAGCUGGAGGAGCGGGAGCGGGCGGAAAGGCGAGCCGCCGAGGAGGCAAGGGCGGCAGCUGCUGCCGCUGCUGCUGCCCAACAGCAGGCUGGGUCUGAGCCUGGGCCUGGGCCUGGGCCUGGGCCGGCGGAGAACCAGGAGCAGGAGCGUUUUCCGGACGGCGUUGCGCAGCAGCAGCCGGCUCAGGCUGCCUAGGUAGGUUCCAGCGUCUGAGCGUCUGGUUGGAGGUGGGGAAGGCAGAUUUCUACUGUGGCCUGGCGUUUAAGGUUGGCAGUAGCGCUGUGUUCUGGGUGCGGUAUCUAUGCCACGUUCGCAUCGCAUGGCCGUGGACGGACGGCACCAUCAUGGCGGCCAUGGUGUACAUUAUGUUCCACGCAUUUGGGGUUUGGGCUUGGCGUUGUGUUGGGAUUAUCUGCCAAGCUCUGGGCUGGGCUUUCCAUCUGGGCACGAACAUGCAGGAACGGCCAGCGACAGAUGAGAGAGACGGAAUUGUCCCUCUCGGAAGGGCAUACGGUUCACGCACUCGCAUUGAUUGCACG